AAGCCAAUGCCGGUGGGCUACCUAGAAGUUUGUAAACAUAUUAAUAAAACCAUGUUGUAUUUUAUUGGGUUAGGUUUAGGGGAUGCUAAAGACAUCACGGUCAAAGGUUUGGAAGUUAUCAAAAACGCAGAAAGAGUUUACUUAGAAGCAUACACAUCCAUUCUGACCGUUGGGAAAGAAGCUCUGGAGGAUUACUAUGGAAAAAACAUUAUUUUGGCUGAUCGGGACAUGGUUGAGCUAAGUUCGGAUGAGCUUAUGGCUGGAGCUGAUGAAGUAGAUGUUGCUUUCUUGGUAGUUGGAGACCCCUUAGGGGCAACAACUCACACAGACUUGAUCCUUCGUGCUGUAGAGAAAAAUAUUCCUUAUAGAAUUAUACAUAAUGCAUCAAUUAUGAAUGCAAUUGGAUGCUGUGGGUUACAGCUUUACAAUUAUGGUGAAACAGUUUCUAUUGUUUUCUGGACUGAUGAUUGGCAACCAGAGAGUUUCUAUGAUAAAAUUAUAUCCAACAGAGAAAGAGGGAUGCACACUUUAUGUCUUCUUGAUAUAAAAAUGAAAGAACAAACUAUCGAAAACCUCAUGAAAGGCCGACCUAUAUUUGAACCACCUCGUUUUCUAAGUGCAUCUCAGGCCUGUCAGCAACUAAUAAAAAUUAUUGAAAGAAGGGACGAGGAAAAGAAAACAAAAGCUGAUUUGAAUACUGAUUCCAUUUGCAUAGCUGUGGCUAGAGUUGGGGCAGAGGACCAGAAAAUUGCGACUGCGACCUUAAAAGAAAUGUCCUCCUAUGACCUAGGAUCACCUUUACAUUCUCUUGUCAUUCCCGGUCAUAUGCAUCCCUUAGAAAAGCAGAUGUUAGAACUAUUUGCUGUUAGUGAUCAUGUCAAGACUUGUUUGCAGAAAGAUGAAAUAUAGCAUUACAUGUUAAAUAUAUUAAAUGUAUUGUUUGUUUCAAUGUAUUGAAGAAAGUUUGAGUAAUUUGAAAGUAUGGUAAUUUUAAAGUCAUCCCACUCAUUUAGUUUCCAGGUCAAUAAUGAUCAGACUACCAUUAAACAUUUUAUUUUAUAAUCACAAAUUAGAAAACACUUUUUUAAAUUCUCAUUUGAUUUUGCUACUUGUAAAAGUGUGUAUUGUAAGAGGG
Messenger RNA from Physella acuta, 1135 nucleotides. Its product is annotated as diphthine methyl ester synthase-like. Lineage: Eukaryota; Metazoa; Mollusca; Gastropoda; Physidae. The record is from RefSeq and is a predicted model, not a curated record. Gene Ontology annotation, molecular function: diphthine synthase activity. Gene Ontology annotation, biological process: protein histidyl modification to diphthamide.